AUGGCGAGUGAAAGUGGUGAUGAUCAACAGCUGAAGCUGUAUUCCUACUGGAGGAGCUCUUGCUCCUUCCGUGUCCGAAUUGCUCUCAACUUAAAAGGGCUCAAAUACGAGUACAAAGCUGUAAACCUGUUGAAGGGAGAGCAAUUCAGUCCCGAGUUUACAAAGCUCAAUCCUAUCGGCUAUGUGCCAGUGCUUGUGGAUGGGGACAUUGUUGUUGCUGACUCGUUUGCCAUCUUAAUAUAUUUAGAGGACAAGUACCCUCAGCAUCCAUUGUUACCUCAAGAUCUUCAGAAAAAGGCCAUCAAUUACCAGGCUGCAAAUAUCGUUUCCUCAAGCAUACAGCCUCUACAGAAUCUGGCUAUACUGAAGUACAUUGAAGAAAAAGUUAGUCCCGAAGAGAAACUUGAAUGGGCUAAAGUUCAUAUUGGAAAAGGCUUUGCAGCUCUUGAAGAACUGCUGAACAACUAUGCGGGGAGAUAUGCAACUGGGGAUGAAGUUUUCUUGGCAGAUUUGUUUCUAGCACCCCAGCUUUAUGCAGCCAUUGGAAGGUUCCAUGUAGACAUGACUCAGUUUCCCCUUUUGGCCAGGUUGCAUGAGGCAUACAGUAAGAUCCCAGAAUUCCUAGAUGCUCUACCAGAAAACCAGCCAGAUGCUCCUUCUUCAUAG
Prunus armeniaca (apricot) is the source of this 666-nucleotide messenger RNA. The record is from the annotation of a GenBank genome assembly. Lineage: Eukaryota; Viridiplantae; Streptophyta; Magnoliopsida; Rosales; Rosaceae.